AUGUUACUCCGGCUUCACCAAACUGCCCUUUUGGCAGGAAACCUAGGAUCCAGUGUGCUAAAAGUCUCUGCACGAUGCAGUCGUGGUCUGAAGACAACUGCCUUCCGCCUUUCCUCCGAGGGCACCGUACCAGGAACUCCUUACAAAAACCUCAGCAUCGGUAUCCCCAAAGAGAUAUUUCCAAAUGAAAGGCGAGUUGCAGUUUCCCCGGCAAGUGUGGCCACGUUGACCAAGAAGGGUUUUAAAGUCGCCAUCGAGGAAAACGCUGGCACCGAAGCAAAAUUCAUGAACGAUGACUAUGCAGCUUCCGGUGCUGCCAUUGUUGACAAAUCGGCAAUUUACAAGAAUGAUUUCAUUCUCAAAGUAAGAAGCCCGCUUCCUGAAGAAGUGCCGUUAUUUCAAGACAACACAACACUCAUCAGCUUCCUAUAUCCAGCCCAGAACAAGGAACUUGUAGAUUUGUUGGCCCAGAAGAAACUAACCGUUUUUGCUAUGGACUGUGUUCCCAGAAUCAGUAGGGCUCAGGUUUUUGAUGCUCUCAGUUCAAUGGCCAAUAUUGCUGGCUACAAAGCUGUUUUAGAAGCUGCAAACAACUUUGGAAGAUUUUUCACAGGUCAAAUCACUGCCGCUGGAAAAGUACCACCUGCCAAAGUACUCGUCAUUGGAGGCGGUGUGGCCGGUUUGUCUGCUGUUGGCACUGCCAAAAACAUGGGGGCUAUAGUAAGGGCUUUUGAUACCAGGGCCGCAGUGAAAGAACAAGUCGAGUCAUUUGGUGCAGAAUUCCUGGAAGUCAAUAUCAAGGAAUCUGGUGAAGGUACCGGAGGUUAUGCCAAGACAAUGUCCAAAGAAUUCAUUGAAGCAGAAAUGGCUUUGUUUGCUAAACAGUGUAAAGAAGUUGAUAUUCUUAUCAGUACAGCUUUGAUUCCUGGAAAACCUGCACCAAAGCUCAUUUCAAAGGCAAUGGUUGAAUCAAUGAAGCCUGGAUCGGUCAUCGUUGAUUUAGCUGCGGAAGCUGGCGGAAACAUAGAAACAACCAAACCAGGAGAGUUAUACAGGUACCACGAUGUUACCCACGUUGGUUACACGGAUCUACCCAGCAGACUGCCAACACAAGCCAGUACCCUCUACUCUAACAACAUCACCAAACUCUUGUUCUCUUUUGGUGAGAAGGACCAUUAUCACCUAGACAUGGCUGAUGAAGUAAUCAGGGGUUCCAUUAUCUUAAAUCAGGGUGAACUGAUGUGGCCUCCUCCACCCCCACCUGCUCCUGUUGCUGCAGCUCCAACUGCAGCUGCAGAGAAACCCGCAGCUGUUGAACCCGCUCCUCCAAACUAUUUCAACAACACCCUGAAGGAUGCCUUCAUGUACACUGCAGGACUCAGCUCCAUCAUAGGUCUUGGUAUUGCCUCACCAAACCCAGCCUUCACUACAAUGGUCACAACAUUUGGUUUGUCUGGUAUUGUUGGUUAUCACACUGUGUGGGGAGUCACUCCUGCUCUUCAUUCUCCUCUGAUGUCUGUCACCAAUGCCAUCUCUGGAAUCACAGCUGUCGGUGGUAUGUUGCUGAUGGGUGGGGGUUACAUGCCCUCCACUACCUCUCAGGCCCUCGCCAGCACUGCAGCGUUCAUUUCUUGCAUCAACAUUGGUGGUGGUUUCUUGGUUACCCAGCGCAUGUUGGACAUGUUCAAGAGACCAACUGACCCCCCAGAGUUCAACUACCUGUACGGUAUCCCAGCCGCCGCUUUCCUCAGUGGUUAUGGUUUAACAGCAUACCAGGGUACCUACCCAGACAUCCACCAGAUGACCUACCUGGCCGCUGGUCUUUGCUGUGUUGGAGCCCUUACUGGCCUCUCUUCUCAAAAAACCUCCAGAGUCGGUAAUACCCUCGGUAUGAUCGGUGUCUCGUCGGGUGUCGCUGCCACCCUUGGAAUCAUUAAACCUUCCCCUGAACUCUUCACCCAAAUGGCUGUCACUAUGGGUAGUGGUGGUCUAAUCGGCUCCGUUUUAGCCAAGAGGUUAGAAGUGACGGACCUUCCUCAGAUGGUCGCUCUCUUUCACAGCCUCGUGGGUGCAGCUGCAGUGUUUACUUGUUUUGCUAAUCACUUGGUGGAACAACCUCAUUUUGCCACUGACCCAGCUGCAUCAGUCAUCAAGACCGCCCUCUUCCUCGGAACCUACAUCGGAGGUGUCACAUUCACUGGCUCUCUUGUUGCUUUCGGCAAAUUACAAGGGAUCAUGAACUCUGCCCCCAUCAUGUUGCCAGGCCGUCAUGCUUUGAAUCUUGGACUCCUGACAACCAAUAUUGGUGCUAUGGGUUAUUACAUGAUGACCAAUGACCCUACGUCCAGUAUGCUUAUGCUUGGUACCACUGCUUCCUUGUCCAGUGUUAUGGGACUCACUUUAACCGUGGCGAUUGGCGGUGCUGAUAUGCCUGUGGUUAUUACCGUCCUGAACAGCUACUCUGGCUGGGCUCUGUGUGCUGAAGGUUUCAUGAUGAACAACAACUUAAUGACCAUUGUUGGUGCUUUGAUCGGUUCCUCUGGUGCCAUUCUUUCCUACAUCAUGUGCAAAGCUAUGAACCGUUCCCUUCCGAAUGUAAUCCUCGGAGGCUAUGGAACCAGCUCCACCGGUGGGGGAAAACCGAUGACUAUCACAGGGACACACACGGAAAUCGAUGUUGAAGGAACUACCGAACUGAUUGCUAAUGCCAAAGAUAUCAUCAUUGUCCCCGGUUACGGCUUGUGUGUGGCCAAGGCUCAGUACCCCAUUGCUGAGAUGGUCAGUCUCCUUACAAGCAAAGGCAAGAAUGUCCGUUUUGGAAUACAUCCCGUAGCAGGAAGAAUGCCCGGUCAACUGAACGUUUUAUUGGCUGAGGCUGGAGUGCCUUACGAUAUUGUCCUUGAGAUGGAUGAGAUCAAUGAUGAUUUCCCUGAGACCGAUUUAGUAUUGGUUAUUGGUGCCAACGAUACCGUCAACUCGGCUGCUGAAGAUGAUCCAAAUUCCAUCAUUGCUGGCAUGCCAGUCUUGCGUGUCUGGAAGUCAGAACAGGUCAUUGUUAUGAAAAGAAGUUUGGGCGUAGGAUAUGCCGCUGUUGACAAUCCAAUCUUUUUCAAGCAAAAUACAUCCAUGUUGUUGGGUGAUGCCAAGAAGACGUGUGAUGCUCUCCUCCGCAGAAUGAGCACUCAUUAUGAAUCAUAACUGCAGUAGCUGUUAGAGCAACGAUGUUUAUAAUUAAAAUAUAUAUAUAAGUAAUGAGUCAUAGAAUAUGCAUGCAUGCGUGUCUGUCUGUGGUUUGCCACCACAGCCGAGUAGAGCACGAAUCUACCUUACUUUCUCUGGUCUGUUGAAACUUAGGAGCUAAAAAAGAGAGAAUGCAGUAAAAUACUUGAAUUGAACAAACACACACACACUGUCUCUGUCAAUUUGGUGUCUGAAAUUGUUUGACCCCUUUUUUUUUUUUUUUUUUUUUCCUAAAUAAAUAUAAAACUAUAGAGAAAGAGAGAUUGUUUUUUUUUUUUUCUCCUUCUCCAAUAUGAAGGAAUUUGCAUAGAAAAAAAUGAAGAUAAAAGGGGCUUCAUGAGCCCUUGAAUCUUUCUCCAAUAUGAAGGAGUUUGCAGAGAAAAAAAUGAAGAUAAAAGGGGCUUCGUGAACCCUUGAAUCUUUCUCCAUAUACUUUUUUAGGCUUCAAAAGCCCUUUCUCCAAUAUGAAGGAGUUUGCAGAGAAAAAAAAUGAAGAGGAUAAAAAGGGCUUCAUGAGCCCUUGAAUCUUUCUCCAUAUUUUUUCUUUGGCUUCAAAACCCCUUUCAGAAAAACAUCUGCAGAAGAGUUCUUUCUCUUCCUUCCUGUUUCUCCAUAUCACCAGCUACUUCAUGUUUGUGCUUUAAAAAAAGAAAUUUAAAAACGUAACCAAACAAAAAAGACUGCAAGUAAAAUACACCUAAUCUCUCACAGGGAAGCCAAGUCCACCUUGGCUUCUUCCCUCAAUGUUCUAUCACCAACCUUCUUUAGUGUAUUUGUGUGUUGCAGAAUAUUUACAAAUUAGAGAAAAUUGUUAAAAUUAAAAGGAGGAGAUUUAAUAUCUUCAGAGUUUUCCAUCACGGUUUAAAAGAGAAUGAAAGUUAUGAAAGAUAAGUCAAUUUUUUUUUUUACAAAAUGGUAAAUAAAGGCAAAAAAAGGGAACUCACCAAGAUUUAAUUUUUUAAAAGUUUUUUCUUUGGCCCACACCCUCGAAGUUGACUCGGUAAAAACAAAACAAAACAAACAACAAAAAUCUAUUGAUUUAAAAAAAUAAAAACAAAAUUAAUACCUGA
Messenger RNA from Octopus sinensis (East Asian common octopus), 4310 nucleotides. Its product is annotated as NAD(P) transhydrogenase, mitochondrial. Gene Ontology annotation, biological process: proton transmembrane transport; NADPH regeneration. The transcript has 16 exons. NCBI's taxonomy places the organism in Eukaryota, Metazoa, Mollusca, Cephalopoda, Octopoda, Octopodidae. Gene Ontology annotation, cellular component: mitochondrial inner membrane. Gene Ontology annotation, molecular function: NADP binding; NAD binding. The record is from RefSeq and is a predicted model, not a curated record. Bases 1 to 3198 code for a protein of 1065 amino acids.